CACCAUGCAGCAACUGUGACGGUAAAAACGUGACCUGUGUUGACGGUGUGUGUCUACCUCGCUGUGUCAAUGUGUCGUCAUCUGGAGAGUGUUUCCAGUGUCGGGACUCCAGGUUCUAUGGUAAACAGUGUGAACAUGACUGUCCAGACACCUGUCUCAACAUUAGCUGUCAGAUGGACAACACCCGUGUUGUGUGUACAGAGGGAUGUGUGGCCGGCAAGAAGGGAGAUAACUGUGGUGUGAACUGUCCUACAGCCUGUACACAGUGUGAACGUUAUGGUGAUGGUUGUACAGGACCGUGUCAGAAUCCCCGGUAUUACGGGCCACACUGUAGAACACCUUGUUCCUCCAACUGUACAGAUGGAUGUAAUAGGAUCACGGGGGAGUGUGGCAGCUGUGAGCCAGGUUAUACAGGGGACAAGUGUGAUGUUACCUGUCCCCCCAACUGUAGAGAUGGAUGUGAUAAAGACACGGGGGAGUGUGGCAGCUGUGAGCCAGGUUACACAGGGGACAAGUGUGAUGUUACCUGUCCCCCCAACUGUAGAGAUGGAUGUGACAAAGACACGGGGACGUCAAGUGAGGGUCUAGAGGGUCUAGAGGGUCUGAAGGGUCUUGAGGGCCUAGAGGGUCUGGAGGGCUUAGAGGGUCUGGAGGAUCAAGAGGGUCUAGAGGGUCUGGAGGGUCUAGAGGGUCUGGAGGAUCAAGAGGGUCUAGAGGGUCAAGAGGGUCUAGAGGGUCUGGAGGGCCUAGAGGAUCUGGAGGGUCUAGAGGGUCUGGAGGGUCAAGAGGGUCUAGAGGGUCUGGAGGGCCUACAGGGUCUGGAGGCAACAAGAGCCAACGCUGAAGCCGCGUAUGUUGUACUUGUCGCCAUCCCCAUCCUCAUCCUCGUUGUCAUCGUGUACAGAAGGCGACGCAAAGGAAGACAGCAGAACCAAAAAGGAACUCCUAAUCCAACAUACACAUCGUGUUCGGUCUAUACACUAGGCGGGGACAUGUGUGAUGAGCUGAACGGGGACACGUCGAAGGAGGUCAUGGAGGGGGAGUUUAAAAAACUGCCUUCUUCAAAUAUAAAACCAGUAAAUUGUGCCUCCUUGGACGAAAACGAAGGGAAGAACAGAUACAAAGAUAUCCUGCCAUUUGAUGCUACACGAGUGCCCCUUGAGAUUGAAAAUGAAGAUGACAGUGACUACAUCAACGCCUCUUACAUAGAUGGAUACAUGGACCAGACCCGUUAUGUUGCAACCCAAGGGCCCUUGGAACACACAAAGAACGACUUCUGGAGGAUGAUAUGGCAACUCAACACCGCCAAGAUUGUCAUGGUUACUAACCUCAUGGAGUCGGGGAAGUUGAAGUGCUACAUGUACUGGCCAUUCUGCAGCUCUGAGUCCACGAUGUACGGCAGUAUAAGUGUUCAGUGCGCGAAAGAGGAGGUCUACGAGACCUACACCCUCCGCUCAAUGGCGAUCUGGAAGGAAGGUACAGAGACAAGAAUGAUCAAGCAGUUCCACUUCACACAGUGGCCCGACCACGGGGUUCCCAGUGACACUUCAGCACUAUUACACUUCCACAAUGUAGUGAAGGACACGGCACUACCACUGUCAGGGCCAUUAGUGGUUCACUGCAGUGCAGGUGUUGGACGGACUGGCACUUUCUUAGCGUUGGACUACUUACUCGACCAGGCGAGGAGCGAGGGUCGAGUCUGUAUCUUCAACUGUGUGCAACACUUCCGUAGGGAGAGGAUGAAAAUGGUUCAGACAAAAGAGCAGUAUAUAUUCAUACACAGCAUUCUCCUGGAUGCCUUGCAAUGUGAACAGACCUUGACUCGCCCCAUCGAGCCAGUACACAUCCAGUGUGAGACAUGCUGGAACCGGCUUAAUAAUACGCACAGGGUCAAUAUGGACAUUUCAUCCAUUGACAGUGAUGAAGAAGAUGUUCUGUAUGAAAAUGUUCCCCAUCACUGGGCACGUCAGCUUCAACAAAGAAGUGGAGAUGCGGCCUCUCUCCCCGACGUCUGUGACGUGGUCUGUGAAACAAUGCCCUUGCUGCCUAGUGAAACAGACAAUACAAGCGAGGAGAGGAGCCCGGAAGAGAAGACGGACGACGAGGGAGGAAGGAUGAGUUGGGUGUCGCCUCUGUUAGGUACAAGUGACAGGGUACAGGAGACAGGUUACGAGUGACAAGUCACUGUUUCGUUCUGCCACAUAUUCCAGAGUUCCUUGAAUACAUAUUUUGUUCAUACUGUGCGUGUGUGGUGAUAAGUAGGGCAGUGCACCGUAUUGGUAAAUUUCGUUUAAGGCCAUCCAUUUCUUGUAUGUGUUUUAAAAACAAAAUAAACUGAUGUUGUGUAACUUAUUCUAUAACAUUUUAAAGUUUUAAAACUUUUGCUAUCAGUCUUUAAUAAUUUAUUUAUGACGUAGAUUGAGUUACUUUGCUAACAAAUAUUUAAUAAACAUAGCUGAAGAAAGAUCAAUCUCAUCUGGUUUUAUUAUAGACUUCAGUGUGAAAGACUGGUUUUUCUGAAGUGUAAAGUGAUAUUUUCAUUGCAGUGAACCUAACACUUGAUAUUUCACUGCAGUAACACGUUGACGGAACUAUUGUUAUACA
This is a messenger RNA of Haliotis rufescens (red abalone), 2604 nucleotides long. RefSeq lists its product as uncharacterized. Gene Ontology annotation, biological process: protein dephosphorylation. Bases 174 to 2177 code for a protein of 667 amino acids. Gene Ontology annotation, molecular function: protein tyrosine phosphatase activity. NCBI's taxonomy places the organism in Eukaryota, Metazoa, Mollusca, Gastropoda, Lepetellida, Haliotidae. The transcript has 15 exons. The record is from RefSeq and is a predicted model, not a curated record.